Molecule: messenger RNA, 1801 nt
Organism: Syngnathoides biaculeatus (alligator pipefish)
Lineage: Eukaryota; Metazoa; Chordata; Actinopteri; Syngnathiformes; Syngnathidae
Product: regulation of nuclear pre-mRNA domain-containing protein 1A-like
Exons: 7
Coding region: 549-1433 (294 amino acids)
Biological process (GO): mRNA 3'-end processing
Cellular component (GO): RNA polymerase II, holoenzyme
Molecular function (GO): RNA polymerase II complex binding
Source: RefSeq, a predicted model, not a curated record
CUGCGGCCCUCGUAAGGAUAAGCGGCUCAGAAAAUGGAUGGAUGGGUCGUUUAUUUACAGUCAUAAACUUCUUGAAUCGCUUGAAACUUGAAAGUAAACUUUCGAGCACUGGAAUUCCGACAGUUUUGAAUGCAUCAUAGCUGCAUAUUAAUGAUCGUUACCCCGCAUAUGUACCAAUUAAGUAUGUUUGACAAAUGAAAUGGCUCGUCUUCAGUUGGCCAACCCAGUAAAUAUUUACCCCAAAAUGUUCAAUAUAUGAUUAAAAUUGAAAAUGGAUACGAUUACGGUCCGAUUUCCGGGGUGCGCGAACGCACCCCGAGCACACGGAAGUGCCGCUCUCAGGCUAGCGCGUUAGGCUAGGCCAGCCAGCCAGCUAGCUAGCUAGCUAACAAGGAUAGUCUGGAGCGGUGUGAUAAGGCGUUUUAUUUUCGCGUGGCCGCAAUAACUUGCGCGGGGCAUUCGAAGUAAACGCCGGGAAAAACGACAGGAACCGCCACCGAGUUCGGGAAGUCGCGAAACGUAAACUAGCGCCGUGUGCGUCGGUCGACAUGUCCUCGUUCUCCGUGGCGGCUCUCGAGAAGAAGCUGUCCGAGCUCAGCAACUCGCAGCAGAGCGUCCAGACGCUGUCGCUGUGGCUCAUCCACCACAGGAAGCACUCCAAGAACAUCGUGCAAGUUUGGUACAGCGAGCUCGUCAAAGCGCCGGUGUCCCGCAAGCUGACCUUCCUGUACCUGGCCAAUGACGUGAUUCAGAACAGCAAAAGGAAAGGACCCGAGUUCACGGAGGAUUUCGCGCCGGUCAUCGUCGACGCGUUCAAACAUGUUUACAGAGAGUGCGAGGACGGCUGUAAGAAGCAACUGGGCCGGGUGCUGUCCAUCUGGCAGGAGAGGGCCGUCUACGACGACGAGCUGUUGGAGCAGCUUUCCAGAGUCCUCUAUGGCGAGAGGAAGCCCACCAAGAGGUCCUACGAGUCCAUCCAAGCGGUCAACGACAACUUUGCCGGCCGGACUUCCCCGGCCGAACCCCCACAGACGUCGGAGCUGAUCCGGGCGCUGCAGGAGCUGGAGAACGCGACCUCGGGAGACGCGCUGCUGCGCCAGCGCAUUUCGGCGCUGCCCGCCGAGGUGCAGGACGCCUCGCUGCUGCACAGGAUCACAGAUAAGGAGUCGGGCGCCCGCUUCUCCCGGCAGGUGGACGACGCCUGCAUGCUUCUGGCGGACUACAGCGGGCGACUGGCGGCGGAGAUCGACGACCGGCGGCAGCUGACGCGCACGCUCACGAGCUUCCUGCAGAGCCAGCGCGACGGCCUGGCGCGCAACGAGCACAAACUCGAAGAAUACAAACGCAAGCUGGCCCGGGUGAGCCAGGUCCGGAAAGAGCUGCGAGCCCGCCUCAACAACCUGCCGGGCGGACUCCGCGGCGCCUCCACCUGACAUUCCACCCUCAAUCUCUCCUUUCUUCUGGUUUUAGUGGAUUUUUGUCCUCUUUUCUUUUAAAGUGUACUUUGUACUCCCCUGCCCUCGUUUCUCCUCCACUUACUGGUAAUUUUACCCGAAUAUGAUUUUUUUUUUUUUUCUUCUUCUUAUGCGUACUACUCGUAGCGUCCCGCCCUUCUCGUCGACUUGCUUUGACUGUGCUCGUGCAGCCACCGUAAACUGCAAUUGCAGAAGUCUACGUAACACGCAGCUGCAUGUAAAUAUAUUUUGAAUUCACGUCAAUGUGAAAUUCUCCAUUCAUAAUGUUUUUUUUUUUAUUAUUGUUCAUUCCUGAAGGUGUCCAAAUAAACAACAUGACAAUGGAA